AUGACGCAUCGAAUACUGAGAGAUCACGACGCUGAUGGCUGGGAAUGCUCCGACUUCCCAAUCGUCUGCGAUUCUUGUCUCGGUGAUAAUCCUUAUGUCCGAAUGACGAGAGAUGGAGGAACAGAGCACAUGUUUGUAGUUUCUUCAUUAGGGGAGAGUGUACUAGAGGUGAAGAGUGUCUUUACCAUCAUGAGAUGCCUAAGACUGGAGAGUUAUCUCAGCAGAAUAUUAAGACCGUUACUAUGGUGUAAACGAUCCAGUAGCGUUGAGCUGGUGUGGCUCAAAGUGGAUUGCUGCCUUGAGCUGUGA
Messenger RNA from Eruca vesicaria subsp. sativa (arugula), 309 nucleotides. NCBI's taxonomy places the organism in Eukaryota, Viridiplantae, Streptophyta, Magnoliopsida, Brassicales, Brassicaceae. The record is from the annotation of a GenBank genome assembly.